Rubroshorea leprosula is the source of this 1715-nucleotide messenger RNA. Lineage: Eukaryota; Viridiplantae; Streptophyta; Magnoliopsida; Malvales; Dipterocarpaceae. The record is from the annotation of a GenBank genome assembly.
UAAAAAGAGCAGAGAAAGUCGGAAAUUAAGAAGUGUGAAUUCAGUACACUUCUGCAAGAGGAAAAAGUAUUCAAGGCCUUCUGUGAGGAGCACCGAAUAAUGGAAGUUUGCCAAAACUAUUGUGAAAAGUGCAAGAAAAGAACUGAAGAAAGUUCAAAGGGUACAGAAGAGCAAACAAGAGAGUUCAAUGAAGAAGUCAACAAGCUUGGUGAAGUUAUUUUGGUUUGAUUAUCUGUGCCUUACUUCCUUCCAACCAUAGCCAUGCAUGCAUCUUUUCUUUUUAGGUUUUGACAUACAUUUAUUAGUGCAUCACAGCCCUACCACAAAUGUGCACUGGUUUCAUGUUCUAUUGCCCUUUAAUUAUCUGAAUCUUUUCAACUCUCUCUCUCUCUCUCUCUCUCUUAAUUCCAGGAUUGUGGAACAAACCUAUUUUCGGAGGAGGGACUUCAACUGCUUAUUCAAUAUUCCAAGGACCAGGCAGCAGCUGUUGAGGAGAACCAUGAAAUGUUGGAAGGAAACUUAAAGGCUGGGCCCUCAAAUGUUGACUCAAAUUCUGGCGCCUCGCACUACUUUGAUAACUGGUGGUGUUGCCAAUUCUAGUAGCGCUGGAGGUCAUGGUGAAUAGGGCCAAAGUUAGGCACCCCAUUUGAGCGAGCAUGGGAAUUAAAGAGGAAGAGAGACGAAGAACUGGAUGAAGCUCGUAGGGGCAAAAGGCCUGGAACUGCUGACAAUUACACUCCGCCUUGUCCUCCAAUUUAUGGUUCUCAACCUGGUGGGUUUAUGGCUGACGCUCACUGACAGACUUCCCCUCAGUCAGCUGCUGCAUAUCUUUUCUCUACCUUAGCAUGGGCAUCUCAGUGGGAGGAGAGGUUAAGGAAGUUAACUGGUGAGCCUGCAUCGGGGGGUAACAAUGGAGCCCAUGCAAGUAUGGACGAUUUUGUGAAGCUGCAAUAUGAGAAGCUUCAAGUCAAAGAUGCUGAAAGAAGGAAGCCGGAACAAUAAAUUUUAGCAGCUGCUUCUAUUGAUGCCAACCCUAAAUUCAAGGAAAAGAAGAAAGAAGCAGACGACCUGAAAAAACAAGUAGAGGAGCUGCAUGAGGAGGUUAGCAAACUUCAGGCUGGACUGGCAAAGAGGGAUGAGAUUAUUUCCAAGGAUGUAUUUAAGCAGAACCUGGCUGCUGUAUCCCUUGGCUGGAAUUUAAUGAAGAAGUUGCUGGAGUCCAUCAAUGCUGGUACUGAGUUUCUUGACCUGUCUCUCUUGGACACCAUCAAGCACUGUCCUCCUCUUCUUCACCAGUUCAACGAGGGUCUGACUUCAAUAGGUCAGGGACAUACUGAUAUUGAUGACACAUUUUGCAUCCUAUUUGAUCUACCAGUGAUUGUGCCGGGCCCCUUUGUUUCAGAUCAUUUCACCCAGACUGUCAAUAUGGGAGGUGAGCUAGCUACAAAAUAAACCAGUGAUUGUGCCGGGCCACUCCAAUGUUGACAGUGGUGAGAUCUGCAAAAAUCACUCAUGUUAGUCCAGACUUAAAUGCACCAAGGUAGCGUAAACUAGAAAACAAUCAACCUUCUUCUCAGAUUCUUUCUUAGUAUGACAGCCCUCCACACUGUUAUUUACGCUACCACCCUCUUGAGUGCAUCUGUGUCACCAAACCACCAUGUUAGGAACUGAGCAAAGGCAAAAAUCCCUAUGUGCAAUAGAGCACUACAAGAAAA